Molecule: messenger RNA, 1150 nt
Organism: Nicotiana tabacum (common tobacco)
Lineage: Eukaryota; Viridiplantae; Streptophyta; Magnoliopsida; Solanales; Solanaceae
Source: RefSeq, a predicted model, not a curated record
GCUGAGAUGCUGCUCUUUCACGCGGCUCGUCAUGGCGCUCAGCUGGUGGUGUUUCCUGAAGCAUUUAUUGGUGGUUAUCCACGUGGAUCAACUUUUGGUAUCUCAAUUGGGAAUCAAACAAACAAGGGGAAGGAAGAUUUUCGAAAAUAUAAUGCUUCUGCGAUUGAUGUGCCAGGUCCUGAGGUUGAUCGUCUGGCAGCAGCUGCUGGAAAAUACAAGGUGUAUGUGGUGAUAGGUGUUAUUGAGAGAGAUGGACAUACACUAUAUAGCACAGUUCUUUUCUUCAACUCUCAAGGUUGCUACCUUGGGAAGCAUCGGAAGAUAAUGCCAACGGGAUUGGAGCGAGUUAUCUGGGGUUCUGGGGAUGGAUCAACAAUUCCAGUUUAUGACACUCCACUUGGAAAAAUAGGUGCUGCAAUAUGUUGGGAGAACAGAAUGCCACUUCUAAGGACCGCGAUGUUUGCUAAAGGCAUUGAAAUAUAUUGUGCACCGACAGCUGAUGAUAGGAAUGUGUGGCUGGCAUCUAUGACGCACAUUGCAUUGGAGGGUGGUUGCUUUGUUUUAUCGGCCCAUCAGUGUUGUCGGAGGAAAGAUUAUCCACCUGCAUCAGAAUAUGUUUUUUCCGGCACAGAAGAAGAUCUUACACCGGAUUCCAUUGUUUGUGAUGGUGGUAGUGUAAUUAUAUCGCCAUCAGGGGAUGUGCUGGCCGGACCACUCAAUGGAAUGGAGGGAUUUGUCUUUGCUAAUCUAGAUCUUGGAGAAAUAACUCGAGCCAAGUUUGAUUUUGAUGUGGUUGGGCGCGAUGCAAGACCUGAAGUUCUUAGCUUGAUCGUGAGGGAUCAGCCGAUUCUUGAUGAUAAUAAGAAGGAUUUGAUCCCGGUUUGGUUGAUGGAACAUAUUAGAUCUGAUUUUGUUUCAAGAUGAAUGUUAUAUUAGUGUUAUCAUCAUGUAAAUCUGUUAAAAAUUAGUUAAAUUAUCGUUUUGUUCUUUAUAUAUGUGAUUGGAAUUGCAUUCUGUUAAGAUUACUUAGUUUAAGGAAAAGAUAAAGACCCCACUUUUAACCAUGUUUGUUUAGUUUGGGCUCUUUUCCGUGAGUUACUUUCAUGGUUCAUGUAUAAUUAUCUAAGAAAGACUUCUAGCUUCAAAUGUU